UAUGUCCUGCGUGCAAUGAGUCUACGCAUGACACUGGCCACCUCUUUGCAUGCCCCGCAGGAUGAAAUCGGCUGUGACAUCAUAAAAAUUGGUAACUUAGUAAGCAAGAAGGAUAAGUUCGUUAAGCGACGUCAACGUUUAAUCGGACCCAAUGGCGCGACAUUGAAAUCCAUUGAGUUACUAACAGAUUGUUAUGUGUUAGUACAAGGAAACACUGUAGCCGCUCUCGGUCCUUAUAAAGGUUUACAACAAGUCCGUGACAUUGUAUUAGACACAAUGAACAAUGUGCAUCCCAUAUAUAAUAUUAAAGCAUUGAUGAUUAAACGCGAACUUAUGAAAGACCCGAAAUUGGCCAAUGAAGAUUGGUCACGUUUUCUGCCGAAAUUCAAGAACAAAAAUAUUAGCAAACGCAAACAACCUAAGGUUAAGAAGCCCAAAAAAGAAUACACACCAUUUCCACCUUCACAACCUGAAAGUAAAAUUGAUAAACAACUUGCAUCCGGUGAAUACUUCCUUAGCAAGGAACAGAAACAAGCACGCAAGCAACAAGAACGUAAUGCGAAACAGAGUGAGGCUGCUAAAAAGCAGGAGGAGCGUCGUAACCAAGAUUUUAUUCCACCAACUGAGGACGGACCUUCUACUAGCCGUAAAAGACCGGCUGAUGAAGAUAGUAAAAAAUUGGAUGUUAAAGCUUUGAAGGCGAAAGUGGCAAAGGCAAAUAAAAAAAUGAAAACUUCUUAAAUAAAAUAAAAACAAAACUAAAA
Messenger RNA from Bactrocera dorsalis (oriental fruit fly), 764 nucleotides. Its product is annotated as KRR1 small subunit processome component homolog. The transcript has a single exon. Gene Ontology annotation, molecular function: RNA binding. Bases 16 to 741 code for a protein of 241 amino acids. Gene Ontology annotation, cellular component: nucleolus; small-subunit processome. Lineage: Eukaryota; Metazoa; Arthropoda; Insecta; Diptera; Tephritidae. The record is from RefSeq and is a predicted model, not a curated record.